AUCCUCUCCUCCUCUACGACCUGUGCCAAGUCACUCUUUUUCUCUUCCACCCUCCACGACUCGCCCUCCUCGCUACGUCUUCGCACGGCUAGUCCACCAUCUGUCGAGAGCAUAAGGCUUCUGGACACGAUGUUGGCCACGUCGGCCGUCCGCGGUGCCCCAUUGAGGGUCGCUGCCAGAACCAUUGUCCGCAAGACCACAACUCGUGCCGCAUCUUCGAGCGCCUCCGAAGCCGCCUCCUCUCCCUUUUACCUUACACUGGGCGCUUCUGCAGCGACGGCAGCUACAGUAGGCUCGAUUGCCUGGUACUACCAUUUGUUCGGUCAAGAUGUCUAUGCCAUGACUCCCGCGGAAGAGGGUUUACACCCAACCCAGUACCCGUGGGAGCACACAAAAUGGACAAAAACAUUCGACCACGCUGCUCUCCGAAGAGGGUUUCAAGUCUACCGUGAAGUCUGCGCCGCCUGCCACUCUCUCAAGCGAAUUCCAUACCGGUCACUGGUCGGCACAAUGAUGACUGUCGACGAAGCCAAGGCCAUGGCCGAAGAAAACGAGUACGACACCGAGCCGAAUGACGAGGGAGAAAUUGAGAAACGACCCGGCAAGCUAUCCGACUACAUCCCGUCCCCAUACAAGAAUGACGAAGCCGCUCGUGCCGCCAACAAUGGUGCCCUUCCUCCGGAUCUAUCGCUCAUGGUCAAGGCCCGUCACGGCGGCUGCAAUUAUAUCUUCAGUUUACUGACCGGGUACCCGGAGGAACCACCCGCGGGUGCGAGCGUCCAGUCUGGUCUCAACUUCAACCCAUAUUUCCCCGGCACCGGUAUCGCGAUGGCACGUGUUCUUUACGACGGACUGGUUGAAUAUGAGGACGGCACGCCCGCCACCAGCUCGCAAAUGGCUAAAGAUGUGGUUGAGUUCUUGAACUGGACUGCAGAGCCGGAAAUGGAUGACCGCAAGAAGAUGGGUUUCAAGGUCCUGAUCAUUGGCACCGCCCUAUUGGCCCUGAGUGGUUGGAUCAAGCGAUACAAGUGGGCACCCAUCAAGACGAGGAAGAUUGUUUACAACCCUCCUGGCCAGAAACCCGGUUUUAGAAUGUAAGAGGUGAAGAGGGAUAGAUCCGAGGUGGCGGAAGAAGAUGGUACGGUUUCUUGUCGUCUGGGAAAAAGCUGAUGGCCACCACAGGCGGAUGGGUGGUAAAGGCGAUGGUUGCUUGUAACAAUCCAGAAUCAUACAGAAUUCACAGAAUUAAAAAAACUGCACAUAUUUCAUUGAAAUCCAAUAUUUUUCUUGAC
Molecule: messenger RNA, 1292 nt
Organism: Cladophialophora immunda
Lineage: Eukaryota; Fungi; Ascomycota; Eurotiomycetes; Chaetothyriales; Herpotrichiellaceae
Product: cytochrome c1, heme protein, mitochondrial
Exons: 4
Coding region: 130-1098 (322 amino acids)
Biological process (GO): mitochondrial electron transport, ubiquinol to cytochrome c
Molecular function (GO): electron transfer activity; heme binding
Source: RefSeq, a predicted model, not a curated record